This is a messenger RNA of Batrachochytrium dendrobatidis JAM81, 1163 nucleotides long. RefSeq lists its product as uncharacterized. Gene Ontology annotation, cellular component: cytoplasm. The record is from RefSeq and is a predicted model, not a curated record. The transcript has 5 exons. The coding region runs from base 10 to 1089 and encodes 359 amino acids. Gene Ontology annotation, biological process: response to oxidative stress. NCBI's taxonomy places the organism in Eukaryota, Fungi, Chytridiomycota, Chytridiomycetes, Rhizophydiales.
GCUUUCUUGAUGUCACAAGCCGAUACUUCACAUCAAUUGACUUCCACCAAAGUCCCAUUGGAUAACCUCAAAUGGGUUUUGGAGCCUAGCUUUACUACAGAAGCUCAGACCUUUUAUAUCACUGCUCACAAUGGUAUAUUUGCUCUUUUCCAGCUGGUCUAUUCAAGCAUCAAUAGUUGGAGUCCUUCUGUUCAGAUCACUGCUCGUGUAUACAUGCCUGAUGGUGUCAAGAAGAUCAAGAGUGUCAGUCUUGCUGGGAGUGCUCUCGAGCUAUCAGCAGACAAGCUAUCAGCUACUUGCAGUAAUAUGACCAUUACUUACAAGGCCGAUGCAUCAACAGUUGGACCAUCUUAUAUUGUCAAACUUGAUGUUAGCCCAGAACUUUUGGUUGAGUUUAACAUGGAUGCAGUGGUUGAAGCAUAUCAAAUCAACGAGGGUAAAGCUUACUUUGAUCCCGAGACUCCAGCUACUGGAUAUGUUGCAUCACGGAUCAUGCCCAAAGGCAAAGUUUCAGGCAUGAUUGUUGUUGAUGGCAUCAUGCAUGAUGCAGCAGGACAUGGUGUGUUUUCGCAUGCCAUCCAGUGCCCACCUUAUAAUGUUGCACGUUGGAAUUUUAUCAAUUUUCAAGACGAAACCAAUGCACUGAUUCUAUAUCAGUUUGAAAUGGUACCAGGAGCGUACCCAAAAGACAUUGUCAGUCAAGGAGUUUUAGUUUUGAACAACGAGAUUACAGCCGUGACCAUUGACAAUCACAGUGAGUUUCAAGGCACCACACUUGAUGCCUUUUCCAACUAUCAAAUUCCCAAUGCAAUCAAGCAUGUUUGGCAUGGCAAGACACGCGAUACCGGAGUGCCAAUUGAAAUUGAAAUGCGAUUGAAACUGGAUCGGUUGGUAGAUAAGAUUGAUGUGCUUUCUGAGCUUCCAUACUUGAUUCGUAUGUUCAUUCAAACCUUUAUCAGUGCACCAUUUGUGUAUCAAUGGAUUGAAGACACAGAAGUAGUUGUGCGUGUGGAGGGUGGAAAAGAGAUUCGAUUGAAUGGUCGAGCAUUCCAUGAAAACACAUUCUUAGCAGAAUUGGAACAAGUUUAGAGUGUUUUGGGGUUCAAAUAGCAGUCAAAGCAGAGUGGAAAAGGCCAAAUAAAGUCCAAUCGUUUAUUCUCUGC